GUUAAAUGAAGAAAAAUAAGGAUCAGAAGAAACGGUAUUUUUCUCGAUUGUAUGAUUUAUUUAGUGAAUAUAAGUCUAUUUUUGUAGUGAAUAUUGAUAAUGUUGGAUCGCAACAGAUGCACAAGGUUCGGCAGGAAUUAAGAGGAAGUGGAGUGAUUUUUUGCGGAAAAAACACGAUGAUUCGACGAGCAAUGCAUGAUUUUUUAUAUGAUCUUCCUUAUUUAGAGACAUUGCUUCCUGUGGUUCAUGGAAACAUUGCAUUUGUAUUUACGAAUGAUGACUUAAAGUCAUCUCGAUCUAAAAUUAUGAAAAAUGUUGUUUCAGCGCCAGCUAAAGCAGGUAUAAUUGCACCAUCCGAUGUUAUUGUUCCGGCAGGUAAUACGGGUAUGGAACCUGGAAAGACAUCUUUUUUUCAAGCACUUGGUAUACCUACAAAAAUUGCACGGGGUACCAUUGAAAUUAUAAGCGAUGUUCAUCUCAUUCACGCUCAAACAAAAGUUGGUGCUUCUGAGGCUACUUUUCUGAAUAUGUUAAAUAUUUUACCUUUUACAUAUGGAAUAACAAUUCUUCACGUAUAUGAUCAAGGGGUUUUAUUUUCGCCAUCUAUUCUUGAUAUUACAGAGGAAGCCUUUAUUGGAUAUCUCAAAUCAGCUAUUCAGAAUGUAGCAAGUAUAUCAUUAGCUUUGAAUUAUCCGACGAUUGUUUCAGUAUUGCAUAGUUUGGUUAAUAGUUAUAAAAAUCUUCAAGCAGUCUCUAUAACUUCAGAUUAUAUAUUUGAAGGAACUCAAAAGAUUAAAAAUAUUCUUGAAAACCCUGAUGCUUAUGUUGUUGUGUCUGCACCUGUUAUUGAAUCUGAAGCACCUUCCAAAGAAGAGAAAAUAGAAGAGGAAGAUGAAGAUGAGGAUAUGGGGCUUAGUCUUUUUGAUUAAAGAAACAAAAUUAUAUAUAUUUUUGAGAAAUAAUUAUCGAGUUACGUUUUCAAUUUAAUAUUAACUAAUUGG
This is a messenger RNA of Pneumocystis murina B123, 1001 nucleotides long. RefSeq lists its product as hypothetical. Bases 6 to 929 code for a protein of 307 amino acids. The transcript is spliced from 5 exons. Gene Ontology annotation, molecular function: structural constituent of ribosome; large ribosomal subunit rRNA binding. Gene Ontology annotation, cellular component: cytosolic large ribosomal subunit. Gene Ontology annotation, biological process: cytoplasmic translation; ribosome biogenesis; ribosomal large subunit assembly. NCBI's taxonomy places the organism in Eukaryota, Fungi, Ascomycota, Pneumocystomycetes, Pneumocystales, Pneumocystaceae. The record is from RefSeq and is a predicted model, not a curated record.